AUGAUGGAUACCCGGGUGGUCCUCGUGCCGCCGCGGCCUGCCAAGUCCCAAGACUCCAUGUCCGCGCAGAGCGUUCACGGUUCAAGUGGGGAAACCCUGAUCCUUACACCAAGCUGGACGUUCAGGACCCCGAUGAAAAGCAACCUAAUGUGGCUCAAAGGGUCUGGGAUGCAUGUCGUUACCAACCUCUUCGCGUGA
Pyricularia pennisetigena is the source of this 198-nucleotide messenger RNA. RefSeq lists its product as uncharacterized. NCBI's taxonomy places the organism in Eukaryota, Fungi, Ascomycota, Sordariomycetes, Magnaporthales, Pyriculariaceae. Bases 1 to 198 code for a protein of 65 amino acids. The transcript has a single exon. The record is from RefSeq and is a predicted model, not a curated record.